Perkinsus marinus ATCC 50983 is the source of this 882-nucleotide messenger RNA. RefSeq lists its product as hypothetical. NCBI's taxonomy places the organism in Eukaryota, Perkinsozoa, Perkinsida, Perkinsidae. The record is from RefSeq and is a predicted model, not a curated record. The transcript has a single exon. The coding region runs from base 1 to 882 and encodes 293 amino acids.
AUGGACGACUUCGUAGUAGCCGGUGAGGCUCCUGUUCUUGAUGUCGUCGAACAGCUGCUUUUGCUGGGUUGGGACCUGUGCGGUUUCAAUUGCCCUGAUGCGAAGCGUGAGAGAUGGUCGAGUGGCCAAGGUACCCGUUGGCUCGAUAAUCUUUGGUGCUGGGACGAUGAGCACAAGAAGUUAUCUGUUAAGCGCUGUGAAGCUCCGGUGGUCCCGGAGGCUGAGAUGUUGAGUAAGCGUAUCGUGUUCCGGUUGGCCGGGAAGAUCGGCUCGGUAACGGGAGGCGCUUAUGAAGCUUUGGCGAGAUGUCAUGCUGAUGCAGCACGAGUCGCUGCUGGUCGGGCCGGUUCCUGGGACGAUCAGGAUCAGCCCUGGGCGAAAGAAGCGGAGUUGCGAGUCAGGAAGCAUAACGAUCUUCUUCAGAUCUAUGGAGAGGAAUGGCUCCAAUGUCGCAACCGAGUGGCUAUGUCUAAGAAGUUAAGCUCUUCGACUGAACGACUAUCGCCUGGUGACAAGGCUAUUCUCUUCAAUCCGGGUAAGGUCGGUGGAUCCCGAGAGUCCAAGCUCUCUGGUUGUGCGUCCGGGCCUUAUUAUGUGCUCGAGGCUGUUGGGGAUCAAUGCUAUCGCCUAAGCUUAACUUCCACUGGUCAAGGACGCAGUGCAGUAUUCCAUGCAAGUCGCUUGCGGAAAUACGAUGGUCCUGCGAAUCCGGAGUCCAGUGUUUGUCCACUCUGCCGAGAAUUUCGUGAUGAUAUGGUUAUGGUUGCCUGCGAUGGCUGUGAGCGAGGGGGAUCGCCAGACCCUUGGGCAGGCUCCUUGGACUUCUUGGAAACACGACUCGGAGGCAUAGAGACGAAGGGGUUAAUAACGGAUGUUUUAUGA